Seriola aureovittata is the source of this 1476-nucleotide messenger RNA. It is a transcript of the gene lrpap1, whose product is annotated as low density lipoprotein receptor-related protein associated protein 1. Gene Ontology annotation, cellular component: plasma membrane; endosome; cis-Golgi network. Gene Ontology annotation, biological process: negative regulation of receptor internalization; negative regulation of very-low-density lipoprotein particle clearance. Bases 128 to 1171 code for a protein of 347 amino acids. The record is from RefSeq and is a predicted model, not a curated record. NCBI's taxonomy places the organism in Eukaryota, Metazoa, Chordata, Actinopteri, Carangiformes, Carangidae. Gene Ontology annotation, molecular function: very-low-density lipoprotein particle receptor binding; lipase binding; receptor antagonist activity. The transcript is spliced from 8 exons.
CAUGACUUGUGGUAUUCCAGUGAGCCACAAUAACAGACAAAGUUCGUUGUGUUGUCCAGCUAAUUUUGUUGUCUAGCUAGUGAUUUUCGGCCUCUUUUUGUCGUUGGUUGUGUAGAGUUAUCUCAAAAUGAAGCUGCAGUGUGUAGUCAUUGCUCUGUGUCUCGGCGUGGGUGUAAUGGCUGGGAAAUACUCCCGGGAAGUGAACGAGGCGAAGCCGAGCGGCAGUGAUGGACAGACGGUGGAUUUCAGGAUAGCCAAGCUGAACCAGGUGUGGGAGAAGGCUAAAAGGAUGCAGUUGUCCCCGGUGCGGCAGGCUGAGCUUCACAGUGACCUCAAGAUCCAGGAAAAAGAUGAGAUGCAGUGGAAAAAGAUGAAGGUGGAGGGGCUGGAUGAAAAUGGAGAGAAAGAGGCCCAGCUCCGACGUAACUUCAAUGUGAUUCUGGCCAAGUAUGGGAUGGACGGGAAAAGGGACACGCGAACGCUGGAGAGCAACUCCCUGAAGGACCACGACACCAAAGAGGGAGACAUAUUUGAUGAUCCCAGGCUGGACAAACUCUGGAACAAGGCUAAGAGCUCGGGGAAGUUCUCCAACGAGGAGUUGCUGAGCCUUAAGAGGGAGUUCCAGCACCACAAAGACAAGAUCCACGAGUACAACAUCCUCAUGGACACUGUCAGCAGGAUGGAGGAAAUCCACAAGAACGUGAUCUCUCCCCUGGAGGGCGACGCCAAAGAGCACGUGCUGCACCAGAGGCACACGGACCUGAAGCACAAAAUGAGAGACCUCAAUCAGGGCUUCGAGCGCCUCCGUAAGCUCAGCCACGAAGGCUUCACUGAAGACAGUGAGUUUCGGGAACCUCGUGUGAUUGAACUGUGGGAGGCUGCCAAGAGAGCCAACCUCAGUGAAGACGAGCUGGACUCUCUCAAGGAGGAGCUGCGUCACUUCGAGACCAAGGUGGAGAAGCACAGCCAUUACCAGGAGCAGCUGGAGCUGUCCCACCAGAAGCUGCAACACGUAGAGGCUUUAGGAGACAAAGAACACAUCAAGAGGAACCAGGAAAAGUACAACACACUCGCUGAGAAGACCAGAGAGAUGAGCUACAAGAUGAAGAAACACAUGCAGGAUUUGUCCAACAAGAUCUCUCGUCAAGGACUCGAGCACAAUGAGCUCUGAGAGGCUCGACUCAAGGUCAUUACGUCAGUGAAGGUUGAAUGAACUGAAAUAAUUCCCUCCAUCACCACACAGCAUACACCACAUUCCCCUCUAUUCCCUUUCAUCUACUGUAAAAAGAAGCUGUUUUUUUCAUUGAAGGUUUUCUACUUUUCUAGUUAUUGAUUUUACAAAUUGCUGAAUGAAUGAAUUGUAGGUUGUUUGUACAGAGAUUUUUUUCUUGUAAAUCAGAUUGAUUUUAUUGUGAAAUUGACCUGCUCAGAUUAUCAAGGUACAGAUUAAACAAAGAUUAAAUAGUUUACAUACUA